AUGGGAAAGAUUGCUUCAAUCGAAUAUUUCCGCGUCCCUCCUCGCUGGCUCUUUGUCAAGAUCACCGACGAUGCCGGCAAUGUGGGGUGGGGUGAGGCAUCACUUGAGGGGCACACGCAAGCUGUCGAGGGGUGCUUGGAUGCUUGGAUCUCGCAGUAUACAGGCAUGGAGGCCGACGAGAUUGAGCAGAUCUGGCAGAAAUCUUGGCGCAUGGGCUUCUACAGAGGUGGACCGGUCUUCAUGAGCGCGUUAGCUGGCAUUGACAUUGCGUUAUGGGAUCUUAAAGCCCGCAAACUCAACCUUCCCAUCUACCAGCUUCUGGGUGGAAAGGUGAGAGACAAGAUCAAGGUCUACGCCUGGAUCGGAGGAGAUCGGCCAUCAGACGUGGAAGCUGAAGCAUUAUCCCGUCGUGCGCAAGGUUUCACUGCUGUCAAGAUGAACGGCACAGAAGAUCUGGGCUGGUUAGACUCACCAUCAGCCCUUGAUGCCUGCGUCGAAAGGGUCAAGACCGUGAAGGCUCUUGGAAUGGACGCUGGAGUCGACUUUCAUGGUCGUGUACACAAGCCCAUGGCACGACAAUUGGCAGCACUUCUUGCCCCCCACCGGCCAAUGUUCAUCGAAGAACCUCUUUUAUCCGAGCACAUUGAAGGCAUCAAGGCCUUUUCGCAGACUGCUACCUGUCCCAUUGCACUCGGAGAGCGACUGCAUAGUCGUUGGGAUGUAAAGCCCUUCCUCGAAGCUGCAUGUGUGGAUAUUCUGCAGCCAGACAUCUGCCACGUAGGAGGCAUCUCAGAAUUGCGACGAAUUGCGGCCAUGGCCGAGACCUACGAUGUCGCCAUCGCGCCUCACUGCCCUCUUGGGCCAAUUGCUCUGGCGGCCAACAUCCAAGUUGAUGCUACGACGCCUAACUUUGCGAUUCAGGAGAUGAGUCUGGGGAUUCACUACAACACGGGAGGACAUGAUUUGCUCUCUUACAUCAAGAAUCCUGAGAUCUGGAACAUUGAGAAUGGAUACAUCGACUUGAUGAAGGGACCUGGCUUGGGCAUUGAAGUUGACGAGGAAAAGAUCCGGGAACUUAGCAAGAAUGCAGAGCCAUGGGUGAGCCCAGGGUUUGUUGGCCCGGGAGGUGAAUGGAGAGAGUGGUAG
This is a messenger RNA of Fusarium keratoplasticum, 1146 nucleotides long. Its product is annotated as MR-MLE domain-containing protein. The record is from RefSeq and is a predicted model, not a curated record. Bases 1 to 1146 code for a protein of 381 amino acids. Gene Ontology annotation, biological process: D-galactonate catabolic process; amino acid catabolic process. Lineage: Eukaryota; Fungi; Ascomycota; Sordariomycetes; Hypocreales; Nectriaceae. The transcript has 4 exons. Gene Ontology annotation, molecular function: galactonate dehydratase activity.